AUGGCAGUGUACUUCAAGGUCGGCAACGACAAGGUGGCCUGCUGGGUGCUGGUCUACGUUGACGACCUACUCGUUGUCAGCAGUAGUGCCGAGAUGCUGAAGGAGCUGAAAGAGCUGAUGGAGGCCUCCUUCGAGCUGCGGAAGAUCUCGCCGGUGCAGAAGAACCUCGGGCUGGAGAUCGUACGCGACAAGCCGACGAGGAAGCUAUGGCUGCACCAGCAGGGCUACGCCGACAAGCUGCGAAGGCGGUUCAUCGACAAGGAGCAGACCGGGCGCACCUCGAAGACGCCGGUCUCGGUCGACGCCUACGCCGAGCUGACGUUCGAUGACGAGGAGGCGCAGGAGCGCCAGGAGGAGGAGUACCGGCAGAAGGUCGGAUCGCUGCAGUUCGCGGCGACAACGACGAGGCAAAACAUCCCCUUUGCCUGCAGCAAGCUGGGGAGCGGCCUCACGCGCAUCAAGUGCGCGACGCUGUCGUCGACCGAGUCGGAGUACGUGGCGGCCACGGAAGCCGGCAACGAGGGACAUCGCCUUCGCUUCCUCCUCGCAGAGUUACAACAGCUGGAUGCCGGGAAGCCGACCGUCCUUCGGGUGGACAACAGGUCGCCCAUCACAGUCACCGAGGGCAUGGGGUUGACGGGCAACUUCAAGCACAUGGAGCGGUGA
This is a messenger RNA of Closterium sp. Naga37s-1, 666 nucleotides long. The record is from the annotation of a GenBank genome assembly. NCBI's taxonomy places the organism in Eukaryota, Viridiplantae, Streptophyta, Zygnematophyceae, Desmidiales, Closteriaceae.